Messenger RNA from Fraxinus pennsylvanica, 1473 nucleotides. The record is from the annotation of a GenBank genome assembly. Lineage: Eukaryota; Viridiplantae; Streptophyta; Magnoliopsida; Lamiales; Oleaceae.
AUGAGUAAAGAAGAGUUCUUGAAAAUCCAGACUUGUGUUCUUAAAGUCCAUAUACACUGUGAAGGUUGCAAGCACAAAGUGAAGAAAAUCUUGCAAAAGAUUGAUGGGGUUUACAAGACAACGAUAGAUUCAGAGCAGGGAAAGGUUACGGUGUCUGGAAAUGUUGAUCCUGAAACACUGAUCAAGAAGCUUUCCAAGAAAGGGAAACAUGCAGAAAUUUGGGGUGCACCGAAGGCAAAUAAUAAUAAUAAUCAGCUUAAUAAUCAAUUCAAGAACCUGCAAAUCGAUAAUGGAAAAGGUGGGAAUAACAAGGGGCAGCAGGUUCAGGUUCAAAAGGGUGGCAAUAACCAGCCAAAAGGUGGUCCACAGGGAGGUCAAAAUCCACAACUUCAACAACUUCAGCAGCUUCAACAAUUGAAAGGGUUUCAAGAUCUGAAAAUGCCGCCUCAGUUUAUGAAGGACUUGAAAAUGCCCAAGGAUCAAAACCCAAAAUCUGGCAAAUUCAGCGGUUUGGAGGACGACAUGACUGAUGAUGAGUUAGAUGAAUUUGAUGACGAGGAUGAUGAUGAGGAUGAUGAUGAGUUUGAUGAUGGAAUGGAGGAUAUGCCUAUGAAUAAGACAACGCUGGGCAAUGGCCUUGGAGGUGCACCGAUGCCUAACAUGAUGGGCUGGCAGAACCCUCUGCUGAUGAAGGGUGGUGCUAAUGGUGGUGUCAAUGGAGGAAAUGCGGGUGGGAAUGGAAAAAUUGGUGGGGGUGGAAAUGUGCCCGUUAUGGUCAAUGGUGGUGGUAAUAAUGGUGGCAAUAAAGGUGGUAAUGGUAAAAAUAACGGUGGUAACCAAAAUCAGGGAGGUGGAAAGAAUGGAGGCGGUCAGCCACAGGCCAACAACGGUGGUGGAAGUGGCAGUGGGCAGAUGAAGAACGGUAACAAUGGUGGUGGUGGUGCUAAUGGUCACAAUAUGAAUGCUAAUGGGGCCAAGAAAGGGGGUGGAAUGAAUGAUGGGCCUCAAGGCAUGCCAAACAUGAUGGCUAUGAAUGCUGGAGGUAGUGUGGGGCAGAUGAGGAGUGCCCCCAUGGGCCAGAUGGGUCAAAUGCCAAUGGGUCAAAUGAGCCAGAUGGGUCAGAUGCCGAUGGGACAGAUGGGUCAAAUGCCGAUGGGCCAAAUGGGUAACCCUGCAGCUGUCCGAGGCCUACCUGCUCUGCCCAUGAAUGAUGGUGCUGUCAAUGUCCAAGGUGUUGCCCCCGAGCAAAUGGCCGCGAACCCCUACUACCAGCAACAAUUGGCUGCAAUGAUGAUGAACCAACAACGUGCCAAUGGGAAUGAAAGGUUUCAACCCAUGAUGUAUGCUAGGCCUGCACCUGCUGUCAACUACAUGCCACCCUACCCUUCUUACCCGUACCCUCCUCCUGGCGAACGUGUUGAAGAGUACUCAAUGUUCAGCAAUGAGAACCCCUCGAGCUGCACCAUGAUGUGA